AUGCUUUCAUGUUUUCUCGCUCUGGGGCUCAUGUUUUUACAUGGGUCCGUCGCGCAACAUGAUAAGGACUUGUACUCCUUUGUCACACUUCCUGAAGUCCGAGCCUUAAAAUUCGAGAUGGUACAUAUUGAUCGAGAGCGACAACAACCAGGUUAUUGGUUCGUCGCCCCGUACGGCCAAAUAAAUCCUGAAGCGGCAACCCAGCGGUACACCCAGUACCAAAUUGGACCGUAUAUCUACGAUAACGAUGGGAUGCUCAUCUGGGCAGGAUCGCCAAUGUACGACAAUCGAAAUGUUUUCGACUUCAAAGCGAACUGGAAUAUUGACGACCAUCCCCACCUGUCCUUUAUUGUGCAGCAUGAUGAUCACACCAAAGGAAGCGGAAUGAUUUUGAACACUCACUAUGAGGUCGAACAUGAAGUUGAAGUGUUAAACGACCUUGACGCCUUCAAUAUGCACGAGUUCAAUAUCCUGGAUGGUGGCAAGACCGCUCUCGCUUGCACAUAUCGGACCCAACCAAUCAGCCUUACUGAUUUCGGCCGGCCGAAUGAGGAAACCUGGGCCAUGACUGGUGGGUUUGUCGAGCUGGACGUGAACAACGCCCAUGUCCUCUAUGAAUGGGAUUCCAGGGACCAAAUUUCGGUUCAAGAGUCUGCCGUUAUGAGCGCCACGGACGCCCCAUCGGAUAAACCUGGCACAGACUAUGUACACAUCAACGCCGUCGACAAGAACGAUGCCGGCGAUUAUAUUAUCUCUAUGCGUUUCACCAACACUCUUUAUAUGAUAUCGGGUGUCGAUGGCCAUAUCAUGUGGCGCCUGGGUGGAGAACAAAGCGAUUUCGACAUGGAUUUCACCUUCCAUAAGCAGCAUGAUGUGAAAUUUAUCGAAUCGCACGACACACACCACAUCAUCUCAUUGAUGAACAAUGGUGCAGACGAGGGCAAAGCCGAUGAGUGGGUCUCCGCAGCUCUCUUUAUCGAUAUCGACAUGGUCACUAUGAAAGCCCGAGUUAUCAAGCGCAUCGAAAGACCCGAUGGUGGACUGACCCGUCUACGUGGUAACGUCCAAAAACUUCCAAAUCAGAAUACGUUCGUCGGAUGGAGUCAAUGGGGUUACCACUCGGAACACGCUCCCAACGGCGACCUGCUCAUGUGGGCCAAGUUCUCCUCAGAGCGAUAUUCUAGCUACCGCUCCUACAAGUUCGAUUGGAUUGGCCGCCCUAACACCCCGCCUGAUGUUGUAUCCUCCGUUUACGGCAUAACUUCCAAGGAGAUUUUGACCAUUAUCCACGUCAGCUGGAAUGGUGCUACUGAUAUCGCCCGCUGGAACUUUUACGCUCGCGCCUUUGACAAGGGCGAAAACGUCUUCAUCGGACAUACCGAAAAGUCCGAUUUCGAGACUAUGUACCUCGCAAAUGGAUACAUGGACUUUAUCACCGCAGAGGCGGUUGACAGCGAAGGAAAUGUCCUUGGGGUCUCAAAUCUCCAGCGAACCAACAGACCGGACAACUGGCAAGCCGUCGGUUUCGAGGGGGCUUCACCGAGCCCCGACGACCCCUCCCUUCUAUAUCUCAAUGGCGAGCCUAUUGAGCCCACGGUCGACAACUCCAAAACCUUAACUGACUCUUCAACCGAGCCCUCGAUCGACUCCUCGACCGACGCCUCGACCAAUCCCUCAACAGAACCCCUCGUCGACUCCUCCACUGGGUCCUCUAGUGGCAUCGUCGUUAAACCACAUGAGGCAGUAUAUGCCGAUACGAAGGAAGUCGCCAAAUCUGUUUACAGGGCAUAUGAGGUUCUACGUGGUGUCGAGGCCUUCAUCGUUUUCUUCCUGGUCCUCGGAAUUAUUGGUGGAGCUGUGGUCGGUACACGGAAGUUCCUCCGUCGUCGACAAGUGCGCUCUUAUAAAAAUAUCCCCUCCGAGGAGGGUGGGGAAGCGGGCGAGGCUGUCCCUGUAGAAGAGAUUCCUUUGCAUCGGAACUCGGACGGGUGA
Penicillium verhagenii is the source of this 1992-nucleotide messenger RNA. RefSeq lists its product as uncharacterized. The record is from RefSeq and is a predicted model, not a curated record. Bases 1 to 1992 code for a protein of 663 amino acids. Lineage: Eukaryota; Fungi; Ascomycota; Eurotiomycetes; Eurotiales; Aspergillaceae. The transcript is spliced from 3 exons.